This is a messenger RNA of Dentiscutata erythropus, 376 nucleotides long. NCBI's taxonomy places the organism in Eukaryota, Fungi, Glomeromycota, Glomeromycetes, Diversisporales, Gigasporaceae. The record is from the annotation of a GenBank genome assembly.
AUGGCUCAAAAGAUGACAAAGAGGUUUAGUCUAAGCAGUUCUAUUAAUAAAAAAGCUGUUGAAUUGUUACAAAAAUAUAAAGAUGAUUCAUCAGAAAAUUCUAUGCUUGAAAAUAUCGGCAAUAGCUCGUUAACACCAACACCAACAAUCAUAUUUAAUGAAUUAAGAGUAAUGAUACAAAUUGGGGAAAGUGGAAAAAAUAAGUUCGCACCUGUAUAUUUAGCUAGAUGGACGCGUAGUACUAUAAAUAGAUAUGUAAUACUUCAUGAGCUAAAAAAUAAAGAUUGCUAUAAUAAACUUUUGAAAGAGAAUAGCCUUGAACAUUAUUAUGAAAAUGAUAUGUCUGAAGCUGAUGAAGAACUUCAAAAGGCAAAUG